This is a messenger RNA of Girardinichthys multiradiatus, 1968 nucleotides long. It is a transcript of the gene ccdc181, whose product is annotated as coiled-coil domain containing 181. The transcript has 6 exons. Bases 194 to 1732 code for a protein of 512 amino acids. NCBI's taxonomy places the organism in Eukaryota, Metazoa, Chordata, Actinopteri, Cyprinodontiformes, Goodeidae. Gene Ontology annotation, molecular function: microtubule binding. The record is from RefSeq and is a predicted model, not a curated record.
ACUAUGACGACAGAUCUAUUAAAGCUUUUAAACUGAAGUGACUCGGGCCAGAUUAUGAGCGCAGGUGUUGUUUAACAGCCUGCCACGCAGUAUGUGGGACAACAGGAUGGAGACAUAACAACGAAACAACCCGACAAGAUAGUGAUUUCAUCAACUCAUCGACGGAAAGUCACUGUUCAAGCAAUUGGAAAUAAUGACUGAGGUAGUUUCAACCAAAUCUCAGGAGGAGUAUGAAGAUGACUUUGAAAAGGAUCUUGACUGGCUAAUCAGUGAGGAGGGCCUUAGUGAAGAGCAGGGCUCUGACUAUGAGGACAUAGAUGCAGAAAUAGACAAAGAGCUAAAGGAAUAUGAGAAACCAGGAGAAGAGAAAAGAAAUGAAAACAGGGGCCAAAAACCAGACCCCGUGAUAGAGGAUGAAGAGAGGUGGCCCUCUCCUAUGGAGCCAUUAGAGUACGACAUAGACCAGGAGAGUGCAAGUAAAUCAUCCCCUGUGGUACCACCUCCUCCUGAGACAGAUGAGCAGACAUAUGAGGAAAAGAAGUACAUCUUGGAGAAAAUCCAGCAAGCAAACAAGGAGCUGCAGGAACAGGAAACGCCAGAUAUAACCAGACGGAGGCGGCUUCAUUUCAAAGAGACUUUGGUAGACCUGGUUGUGCCCCCACUCCAUUUUCAGGCAGAUAGUAACAGCACUGAGAUUGAUGGUGAAAACAGCAGCAAGGACAGAGCAGAUGCAGACAUUGAGGUGUUAGGGAAGAUGUCUGAGUUAAAACUUUCUCCACGUAAUGAAAGCAAGGGAUUCAGAGGAUCUAACAGUGAGGAACUUCAGGAAACUAAGGAGAGUAAAGUGCUUGUGGAAAAAGAUGGGAAGUUUGACCUUGUUAGCAUGAAGGAUGUGGAGAAUCAGAGUGUCCUCCCUCCUAUAGCAAACAACUUAGGUAACAGUACACAGUCUUCACCACGUAUCCACCAGCAGGUUGGGAAAACCUACAGCUCAUUCUCCUCCCCUCAGCUCCGUAUCGGCUCAUCCUCCUUCCACCUGGGCAUCGAUCAACUUCGAGCCCCGCGACCCCCAACUCAGCCUAGGAUCCGACCUAGUUCAGCCAGCCACAGCCAGAGAAUAAGCCAGAGGAGAAACAGCAAGAGGCGGGUGCAGUCUGCAACGGGAACACCCUGCCAGGUCACUUAUACGCUGUCUCCACAGCAGAAAGAGCUGCUGCAGAAGAUCCAGGAGAGGAAGGAGAGGCUUGCCAGAGAGGCAGAGCAGAGGAAACUUGAGGAAGAGGAGUUAAAGAGACAGGAGAAUGAGCAAGCCUUCAAAGCGUGGUUGAUGAAGAAAAGAGAGCAGCUUCAUGAGGAAAGAAGGAUCCAACAUGCCCAGGAGAUAGAGAGGAUGAAUACUAAAAGAGACUCCUGUGACCCAGAGGAGGCCUUUAAGUUGUGGCUUCAGAGGAAACAUGAGCAGCAGCAGAAAGAGAGGCAGCUUGUGGAGCUCAGGAAACUUGAGGAGGACAGUAGUUACCUGUUGCACAGCCGCGAAGAGUGUGAACGUGCCUUCAAACUGUGGCUGAAGCAGAAACGGGUUGAAAAGCGAGCAGAGCAGCAGGCAGCCAGAGAGCACUCCCGCAGGUUGGUGCUGGAGGAGCGGCGUGCACGCCGCAUGAGGGACCUGAUGUGCACCGUCAAUGAAACCAAGCCCUUCCGGUUCAUGGAGCAGGUUGUCUACCGCUUCUGAGCUGAACAAGCCCAAGACAGCCUCCUAAUUCAUACAACGUACAGCUCCUAUCAGAAUUUAAAUUGACAUUCAAUUUAUGAUAUAUAUCUGUUUAUAAAGUAUGUAUGAAAUAUUAUUCAUGUGUUUAUUCUGUGUCUUGAUGUAUUAUUUUUAUUUAUGUGCUUUGUUAAAAUAUAUGUCUAAGAUAUAUAAACCACAGUGACCUCCUCUCAUAUAAAACAGACUUUGAGAAAGUA